CUCGAGCAAUGCUUGGCCAACUCUACAGCCAAAGGUCUUCCACCUAUCAGUGUCCUCCCCAUGGCCGGCCAACAUCUAUCCAUUCUUGCUCAGCUCAUUGGAGCCAAGUCGAUUCUCGAAGUUGGUACGCUGGGGGGUUACUCGUCUAUUGUGUUUGCAGAAGCAGGUGCCAAGGUGACCAGCAUUGAGAUCAACCCAAAACAUCGCGACGUGGCGCUAGAGAAUGUCAAAGGCCUCGACGCAGAAGUUCUACUCGGAGCGGCGCUGGAUGUCUUGCCGAAGCUUGCGGAGGAAGGGAGGCAGUUUGACAUGGUGUUCAUUGACGCGGCCUUUGAUGACCAAUGGGAGCACUUUGACUGGGCGGUCAAGUUGACGCGCCCCAAUGGAUGUAUAUUCCUCGACGACGUGAUCCCUACGAUGAUUCAGAACGGGCAGACAAAAGAGGGAGGCGAGACUAUUUUGACAAAGAUUGGCAGAGACGAGAGAGUUCAGGCCACGCUGAUGCCGACCGUG
Trichoderma atroviride IMI 206040 is the source of this 513-nucleotide messenger RNA. RefSeq lists its product as uncharacterized. Gene Ontology annotation, molecular function: O-methyltransferase activity; S-adenosylmethionine-dependent methyltransferase activity. The record is from RefSeq and is a predicted model, not a curated record. NCBI's taxonomy places the organism in Eukaryota, Fungi, Ascomycota, Sordariomycetes, Hypocreales, Hypocreaceae.